Messenger RNA from Aspergillus wentii DTO 134E9, 1225 nucleotides. Its product is annotated as succinate dehydrogenase assembly factor 2. Bases 106 to 984 code for a protein of 292 amino acids. The record is from RefSeq and is a predicted model, not a curated record. Gene Ontology annotation, biological process: mitochondrial electron transport, succinate to ubiquinone; tricarboxylic acid cycle; protein-FAD linkage. The transcript has 2 exons. NCBI's taxonomy places the organism in Eukaryota, Fungi, Ascomycota, Eurotiomycetes, Eurotiales, Aspergillaceae. Gene Ontology annotation, cellular component: mitochondrion.
GCAAGACCAUCCCCGGAUGAUAACUCUGGCGGAUUCGAUUUCCCCAACUUUCUCUCUAGAACUCUUUUCUUCAAACUAUUUCAAUUGAGAGAAAGAUUUAACACAAUGGCCGCCCCACGACUCAUCACUCGCUUCUUGCGACCUUCUACACCCUCCCUCCCCUUCACCACCUUCACCCGCACCUUCGGAAGCUCGGCUGUUCACCAGAAAGACAACAGCAAUGUGAACGAUCGCGCACCCUCGACGGCGCCUGCGCACCGUGAGAACCAGACCUCCAAGCCCCCGAAUCAGUUCGUCCCGAACACCACGUCGACCAUGACCAAGGACUUCCCCAAUAUCGGCGAAAGGCCUGCGCCGCCGGAUAUGUUGAACUCGGUCGACCCGAACUACAGGCCUGCCGAUCCGUACCCAGGAAAGGUUGAGCAUUUCACUGGCGGUAGACAGGCGCCUGGUGCGCAGAAGCCGGAGCUGGGUGUUGGUGAGAUGGAGGGUAUUACCUUCAAGGUUGAGCCGCUUAAGCGGAAGGGCGAGGAUCCGGCGACCAUGAGAGCUCGGUUAUUGUACCAAAGCCGUAAACGGGGUAUCCUCGAGUCCGAUCUCCUCCUUUCCACAUUUGCCGAUGUCUACCUUGCCGAGAUGACACCCGAGCAGCUGCAGGAGUACGACCGUUUCCUCGACGAGAACGACUGGGAUAUUUACUACUGGGCCACCCAGGACCCACCAACAGAAGAAUCGCCAGCCGAAGACACCCUGACAGAGACCUGGAAGCGCACCGGCGCCAAGAGCGGCGAGUGGAAGCAGACCAUCGGUGCCUUUAAGGCGGCAUACCGACCUGUGCCGACACGUUGGGCCGAGUCGGAUAUCUUGGCCCUGCUCAGGCAACAUGUGCGUGACAAGAGCGCGACUGGAUUUCACUCCGCGAAGAAUAAGAAGACUGCGGGUGGUGGGCUUGGAAGAAUGCCCAACGUCCAGAUCUUUGACUAGAGUGGGUUGAUCAUGGUUCGUCUUUGAAAAGCGUUAUACAAAAGGGUUAUAUUUCGAUACUGCAUUUGUUCCUUGGGGCUUGUAUAAUACGCAAUUGAUCUUUUGCAAUAUGUACCAUUUGAAUGAUAUCGUCUUUGGAUGCUAGUUGUUUAACAUCAUAGCUGUGCUGUCUUGGGGCAUGUAUAUGGAUGCUGUGACAGGCCUGCAGAAGACAGUUGACCCACUAUUUCGUAGAAUAUGC